Molecule: messenger RNA, 510 nt
Organism: Fusarium tjaetaba
Lineage: Eukaryota; Fungi; Ascomycota; Sordariomycetes; Hypocreales; Nectriaceae
Product: DAL5-Allantoate and ureidosuccinate permease
Exons: 2
Coding region: 1-510 (169 amino acids)
Molecular function (GO): oxidoreductase activity
Source: RefSeq, a predicted model, not a curated record
AUGUCCUCACCCCCUUCAUCUGACAUACCUUGGUUAUUCAAUGGCAAAAGUGCCAUUGCGACAGGAGGCUCUCGCGGUAUUGGGCAAGCCAUUUCCAUUCACCUGGCACGUAAGGGCCUCAGCAAUCUGGCGAUCACAUAUGCAAGCAAGAUCGAGGCUACAGAGGAAACGCUGAAGAGAUGCCAGGAACUUGGCGUGGAGCAACGAAUCGCCAUCAAAGCAGACGCCCUUGAUCCUCGAUCCUCAGUUUGCGAUCCAACUGUCGCAUAUGGAGCUAGCAAAACCGCUCUCCAGAGCUACACCCGCGCCUUUGCCGAAAACUUCUCCAAGUCGAAGAAAGCAACGUUCAGCAGUGUCAUUGUGGACCUGACAGCCACAGACUCGAUCAAAGCCAGCCAGCACAUGAUGCCACCAGACUUUCUCGAUGGGCAGAUCCGAGACACUACUACAGGAGAAAGAAUUGGUGUUCCCGGCGAUAUCGCCUAUAUCGUGAGCUUCGUUGCAAGUUAA